Messenger RNA from Spodoptera exigua (beet armyworm), 2473 nucleotides. The record is from the annotation of a GenBank genome assembly. NCBI's taxonomy places the organism in Eukaryota, Metazoa, Arthropoda, Insecta, Lepidoptera, Noctuidae.
CUCUAUGUCACGUCAUAUUUUGAUUGUUUCUCCAAGGAAUCGGCAAAAUAUUUUGAUAAAUAAAAUACUAAUUUUCAAAGUAAUUUACUAAAGUUACUUACAAGAAAAUGGAUUUAAAAACCUUUGGUGAGGAUAAUUUUGAUCCUAAACAGUGGAUAAAUAAAGCAUGGAGCUCCAGUGGUAACCAGGAAAAGGAGAUAUUCGUAGCUAAUACAGUAUCGAGAUUACAACUGUAUAUGAAACAACUAACUAAUUCGCUGGACGAGACUACUACGCAGAUAGUGACUUCAAUUCCCCGUAUCCUUCAAGAUGCGUCCUCGCUCCAGCUUGAAGGUGCCAUGCUGCAGCAGAAACUCUUGUCCCUCGAACAGAAGGUCCAAAGCGUUGAGGAGCAGACCGGACAUUCCAUUGAAAGUCUACAGAAGAUUGACACAUUGAAGAGUCGACUUGAGAAUGCGGCCUCAGCUCUUCGCGAAGCUGACAAAUGGGCGGCCUUAGCCACCUCCUUGGAGGAUAUAUUGGAGUCUGGAGUGCCAACGCAAGGUGAUAAGUUGGCUGAACUGGCUGAACAAGUGUCUGCAAUGACCGCUAGUCUUGAGGUAUUAAGCGAUGCUCCAGAUUAUGAAACCAAGCGGCUGCAGCUAGAGACUCUUUAUAACAGAUUGGAAGCAGCCAUCAGUCCGCCAUUGAUCGAAGCCCUGACUCAAAUGGACGCUGACCGCACAGCGACCUACGUGUCUCUGUUCGCGGGUAUGGGGCGUACGGUCUCCGUCUCCCGUUGUUGGAGACGGGCUGCAGCAGCUCGACUGUCUUCCUCGUGGAGAAGGCUGGAUUCCCAUACCCUGGCAGCUCUGAACAGAAUGCUGUCCAGCGAAGCUGGUAAACAGGUUGAUUGGUUGACCAAUGUCUUGAAGUCGGACACGCCUCUCACGGAAUUAAUAAGACUAUACACGGAUCUAUUGCUUUCUUUGGACCCAUCACCCACUAAGGUCGUUUCAGCGAAUUUGAAACUCUGUUCUUCUCCGGACGAAGGAAUAUUGCUCUUGACAGAUUUGAGAACGGAUAUAAAUGAUUUUGUUAAUUGCAUACAGAAUGUCUUAGACGCGCCGAGGCAGAAUAAAGAACCGCUUACGCCGAGCAUACUGCGUACUUUCGCUCAAGCUGCAUACGCCCCUCUUAGGGAACUACUACCAAAAUAUACAGAACUACAGACAAGACUGUUUUUGGAUUAUUUGAACGAUCCACAAUUGAAUCAGGACGAUCUUCUAGAACUAUCGAGAGCUAUAUUAACAGUGUCCGAGCGCUGUGAAGGAUGGUUGUCCACUGCGUUUGGUAAAGCGAAGAAGAUUGCUGGGGAUGCGUUGUAUGCUGUCUACAUGCCCGCUGUAGAGAAUUUCGCGUCAUCACUGUCGAACCUUAUUUCGGCGCAUAGCCGCCGUAUAGAGUCGGCGUUCCUAUCUUCGGCAUCCGUGGGCCAGGUGACUGGAGUCCUAUCCAACACGUUCCCAGCAUCCCUGAUGCUGCAGACUGCUGCAGCCAACAUCCUCGCCACGUUAGCUGAAACAAGGGAGGUUGAAGAAUCAAAUCCUGAAGAUCCUCUACAUGACCUACCAACCUUGCUCCUGGAGCCUGAUGUGAAGCAACGGCUCGCCUCCUUCAGGUCGGAGCCCCCGGCCUCCGCUGCCGUCCUCAGACGGACUAAGGAUCAGCUCAGGAAUUUAUCCAGAGUUAUAUUAAGGAAUCCUAUUGACAUACAAUUAGAGAAAAUACCUCAACUGUCUGUGUGGAACAAUAAUGAUGCGUUAUCAACUGAUCUACCGGACUUCGCCCUGUCACCGCAAGAAUAUAUUACAGAGAUCGGCCAAUACCUGAUGACUUUGCCCCAGCAUCUUGAAAUGCAUCUGUCAGAGAAACAAGCUCCAUUACAGUUUUUAUCUGAGGUCUGUUCACACACUUGCGAAGUGUACGCUGAGAAGAUACUUAACAUAAGGAAUAUGGAUGCAUUAGGCACGAAACGCUGUCUCAAUGACAUCGUGUACCUAUCAAGCGUGGUGGAAGACCUAGGCAGUGCAAUAACACCGUCUCUUAAGAAUCUGGAAAAGUCGCUGAGAGCCGCUGCACCAAGCCAACCUACAGAAUAACUGCGUAGCGUAAUAAUGACCUGAUGGUAAGCAAUCGAUUUCGAGGAUUUUCACAACACCAGAGGAUGUAUCACAGGUUGUUGGUAAUGAUGUAUGUUAUUUAAUGUGUGUAAAAACACGACACAAAAAGUUAAAAAAUAUUAAAAAUACAAGUUUGGGCAACGUUUAAAAAAAUGUCUCGCGAUUGUUAUAGUUUUUUUGCCCUACACUAGAAUUUUCUCCUGUGUCGUGCGCGCGCGUUUGCAAACAUACAAUUUCAUAUACACAUUAUACCCAGACACGGAAUAACGAUUUGUGGAUCACACAAAGAGUUGUUCCGUGCCGGAAUAACA